Microthlaspi erraticum is the source of this 1128-nucleotide messenger RNA. Lineage: Eukaryota; Viridiplantae; Streptophyta; Magnoliopsida; Brassicales; Brassicaceae. The record is from the annotation of a GenBank genome assembly.
AUGGAAUCGGUGGAUCAGUCUUGUAGUGUUCCUCCGGGAUUCAGGUUCCAUCCGACAGACGAAGAGCUCGUUGGUUAUUACUUGAGGAAGAAAGUUGCAUCACAAAAGAUUGAUCUUGAUGUCAUUAGAGAUAUUGAUCUCUACAGAAUCGAACCAUGGGAUCUACAAGAGAAAUGCCGAAUCGGAUACGAGGAACGAAAUGAAUGGUAUUUCUUCAGCCACAAGGAUAAGAAAUAUCCAACAGGAACAAGGACAAACAGAGCGACCAUGGCCGGUUUUUGGAAAGCCACGGGUCGAGACAAGGCUGUUUACGACAAGUCCAAACUGAUCGGUAUGAGGAAAACACUUGUAUUCUACAAAGGAAGAGCCCCAAAUGGCCAAAAAACUGAAUGGAUCAUGCAUGAAUAUCGGCUAGAGUCAGAUGAGAAUGCACCUCCUCAGGAAGAAGGUUGGGUCGUUUGUAGAGCUUUCAAGAAGAGACCAACGACCGGGCAAGCCAAGAACACGGAACCUUGGAACUCAAGUUACUUUUACGACGAAUUACCAAGUGGCGUAGGCUCGGCUAUGGACCCUAUCAAUUACGUAUCUAAGCAGAAACAAAACAUUUUUGCACAGGAUUUAAUGUUCAAGCAAGAAUUAGAAGGAUCAGAUAUCGGUUUAAACUUCAUCCACUGCGAUCAAUUCAUUCAACUUCCUCAGCUCGAAAGCCCUUCACUUCCUCUUACGAAGAGGCCAGCGAGCUCAACGUCAAUAACAUCAUCGGAGAAGAACCAUAAUAAGUCCAAACGGCAAUUGAUAGAAGAAGAUGAGAGCUUCAACACGCUAAUAAGUAGCGAAAAUAAAGAUAAGAAGAAGAAAACAUCAGUGAUGACGACGGAUUGGAGAGCACUCGAUAAAUUUGUUGCUUCUCAACUAAUGAGCCAAGAAGACGGAGUUUCGGGUUUUGGAGGUCAUCAAGAAGAUGGCAACAGUAAAAUCGGUCACUACAUUAACGAAGAGAGCAAUAACAACGGAGUUGAGAAGGCUUCUUCGACGUUAUUGAGCGAUAGAGAAGAAGAGAACAGAUUCGUCAGUGGGUUCUUGUGUACGAACUUGGACUAUGACUUACAUAGGGAUAUGCAUGUUUGA